Rana temporaria (common frog) is the source of this 885-nucleotide messenger RNA. Its product is annotated as gastrula zinc finger protein XlCGF17.1-like. Gene Ontology annotation, cellular component: nucleus. The record is from RefSeq and is a predicted model, not a curated record. The transcript has 2 exons. Gene Ontology annotation, biological process: regulation of transcription by RNA polymerase II. Gene Ontology annotation, molecular function: DNA-binding transcription activator activity, RNA polymerase II-specific; RNA polymerase II cis-regulatory region sequence-specific DNA binding. NCBI's taxonomy places the organism in Eukaryota, Metazoa, Chordata, Amphibia, Anura, Ranidae. The annotation marks the transcript as partial.
ACACAUCAGAGAUCUCACACGGGGGAGAAGCCGUAUUCCUUUUAUCCUGAGGAACCUCAGACUGUGAGGGACGGUGCUGUCCUUCCUGCAGAUAAGAGGUUUUUCUGUACUGAGUGCGGGAAGGGUUUCUAUUUUAAAUCCCAACUUAAUGUGCAUAUAAGGAAUCACACGGGGGAGAAGCCGUAUUCCUGUCCUGAGUGCGGGAAGUGUUUUCUUUUUAAAUCAAGACUUAACGAGCAUAAAAUAUCUCAUUCGGGAGAAAAAACCUAUUCCUGUUCUGAGUGUGACAAAUCUUAUUCACGGCCCUCGCAUCUUUACACACAUCAAAAAGUGCACACGGGUGAGAAGCCGUAUUCCUGUCCUGAGUGCAGGAAAUGUUUUGUACUAAAAUCAAGCCUUUUAUUACAUCAGAGGUGUCACACGGGGGAAAAGCCGUAUUCCUGUUCUGAGUGCGGGAAAUGUUUUUCACGUUCCUCGCAUUUAUCCACACAUCGUAGAUCUCACACGGGGGAGAAGCCGUAUUCCUGUUCUGAGUGUGGUAAAUGUUUUUCAAUUCAGUCCAAUCUUGAAAAACAUAGGAUGUUGCACACUGAGGAGAAGCCAUAUUUCUGCUCUGAGUGUGGGAAAUGUUUUUCACAGAAGUUCAAUCUUGAAAAACAUCAGAGAUUUCACACAGGGGAGAAGCCAUAUUUCUGUCCUGAGUGUGGGAAAUGUUUUUCAGAAAAGUCCACUCUUUCUAUGCAUCAGAAUUCUCACACGGGGGAGAAGCCGUAUUCCUGUCCUGAGUGCGGAAAAUGCUUUUCAGUGCAGACCAAUCUUUACAGACAUCAGAAUUGUCAGCACAGCUGCGGCACUUCUGUACAUCACAGAGAUGUCCCUUUAUAG